This is a messenger RNA of Fomitopsis serialis, 2136 nucleotides long. RefSeq lists its product as uncharacterized. The transcript has 3 exons. The record is from RefSeq and is a predicted model, not a curated record. Gene Ontology annotation, biological process: cellular response to glucose starvation; protein catabolic process in the vacuole. NCBI's taxonomy places the organism in Eukaryota, Fungi, Basidiomycota, Agaricomycetes, Polyporales, Fomitopsidaceae. The coding region runs from base 1 to 2136 and encodes 711 amino acids.
AUGCCCGUGCCCACAACCCUGACGAGCUACCUCCCCGUCCUGCUCGUCUCCGUCACACACUCUGCCGCCCCCGACGACACCUCGUUCUCCACCCUCCCCGAGGGCCAGGUCGACUAUCUCUCCCACGAAUGGCGCGAAGAGGACGUCUGGCGGUCGUGGCGCAGCAUGACCCGCCAGAAGAACGCGAUCGCGAACGGCACCCGUCUCGAGAACGCGAGCUGGCGGACGUGGUGGAAGCAGAGGAACAAGCUAAAGACCAUCAGCCCCGAGACACUUAAUUGGCUCAAGGACUCGGACGUAACCUGGCUGUACGGCCCCCUGCACAUCGGCUCAGACUGGGCCCCGACGGCCGCGCGCAGCCCCGAGUCGCGCACGCUGCAGGCGAAGCAGCGCCAGAACAGCCUGAGCGCGAUCCACUCCGCCGCCACCGGCAGGGCGACCCCGGCCCCCGUCACGCAGCCCAAGAAACCAAUCCUCAAGCACCGCAGCAUCAGCCAGCUGCUGUCGCUGCCCACGAGCCCGUUCUUCGAGCAGGGCGAGUCCGACGAGGAGGACGUCGCCGCGCUCGACCACGGCUCGACUCCCAGCCUGAAGCGCCCACAGCUGCUGCACACGAAGAGCGACACGCACAUCAGCCUGCGCGGGCGGGCGCACCGCAAGGACUCGCCGCCGCGGAUCAUCGCGCAAGAGGGCACAAGCGCGUCUGCGACGGUCGUGCGCGCAGCGUCGAUCGCGAGCGGGCUAACGUCGAGCACGAGCGGGCUGACAUCGAGCGAGGCAUCACAAGCGAUGAGCAGCGACCCGGAUCUGAGCGGUGGCUCGAGCAUCAACGGCGAGUCGCCCGCCGGGAGCAGCACGGCGAGCGACCCGGGCCUGAAGAAGAAGCAUAUCAGCUUCAACACUUUUGUGGAGCAGUGCAUCGCGAUUGAGAAGCCAGACCUUAAACGCCAAGCCUCUGGUACGCGCCGAUCGCCCGUAAUAAGCUGGGACGAUGGGUACGACGAGGAUUCAGAGGUGACGAAUGAGGACGAGGACGAUGGGCCGAUCGCGUACUACCGCGCUCGCGCGUCGACGAUGCACUCGGACUCUGACGACGACGAUGACGAAGACGACGUGCUCGAGAUGCGCACGGCGUCGUCCCGCUCGCGCACGUCCUCUGCCGUGAGCGCGCAGCCGCGUAAGCUCAUGUUUAUCCUUGAUGCACCGCGCACACCCCACCCACACUUUCGUCCUCCAUUAGUGCGAAGGGCCUCCAUGGGCGCGGAUCACGUCACUAUCGCGCCGAUCGCGCCGACGCUCCUCAAGGGCACUGGCGUCGGCAACAACCUCAUUGGCCCCGGCCCUCCCACACCCGUUUCGAAGGACCUCGAGCUCGUGUAUGCCCCGCCGAGCAACAGCAAUUAUAGCUUGCCGGGCUCGCCGAACUUGACGCAGGAGGACGUGUAUCGCCAUCGCGAAUCGUAUUUUAGCGUCGGGACGAGUCCUUCGCCGGAGUCAAGGUCACCAUUAGCUUCGCCAUCCAUCGCCACCGUGAACGCGCUGCCGCCACCCCCUCAAAUAUCAUCAUCACCCCCCAAGUACGAAGUUUCUUCACGGAACUUCUUCCCACACCAGUCAUAUUCGGAUUCGCCUAUGCACAUGGACACUGUGGUUGAGGAUGCGUUUGACUACUUCGAUGGGCCUCCGGUUCUCAACGAGAACUACACCCCGGAGUGGUCGGCACAAGACGGUAACAAGGAGAGCGUGAAGGUUGACUCCGCUGCGGCGCCUGCGAGAUACGCAGAAGGCGGCGCGUCGAGCGUACAGGUCGGACGGAGUAGUGGCCUCAUCGAGUCGCCUCCCACAUAUUCGCCUGCGCUCAGCCCAGAAACGCCAGUCGUCGUUGUGAACGAGGUCAAUGGCGCCAUGGAGGAGCGGACGGAACGUUCCAGGGAACCCAGCCCGUCUCAGAUUGGCAGCGACGACCUGUCGAACCCGCCAACGUUCGUGCACACCGCGCCCGUGCCGUCCCGCGCGUCGGCACGACGCACCCACAAAUAUCGUUCUCGCCACACGUCGCGGAUUCCACGCUACUCUCACCGAGCCUCAGCCCGUGCCGCGGACGUACGUCCGCUUCGCCGAUAUGCGGGUCCGUGA